GCUCUGACUCAGAAAUUUCGAUGGCCUGUCUCUUGACUAUAAAAUAAACAUUCUUGUAAUACCACUGAUUAAAUAUUUUUUUAAAGAUGUCUGUGCUUUGCUAUAGUAAUAACUUUUGUUCAACAUGAGUGUGUCGUCUUCUAUUUUAUUACAAAAUAAUAACCAACCUAAUAAGGCACUUUAGCUAAAAAAAUGAUAGACUACUAAAAUCAAUGAACGAGGGGAGCAGAAAAAUACUGUGAUAAUUUAAACUCUCACGUAAUCUGAGUACGAUUUUAUCCAAACGGUUCCAUAAUUUUAUAAUUACUAUAGUGAUUUUGACUAGAUCUGAAAGAAAUGUGUUUAGUAUUUAGGUGCAAUUUACUAUCAAAACAUGUCAAUGAAUUAUGCUUUUUGUUUUUCAUUGUUUUUGUUAAUUCUUGUUGGAAUUAAUAUUUACUUUUUCUAUACCUUAAAUACUGUGCAAAAACAAGGGAAGAGUUUCAAUAUACCUUCUUUAAAAUCAGAUGCACCACCUGGUGUGUUUAAAGAAAUUUACCAGUAUCUUAAUUAUUUACCAAGUCCAUAUAAACAAAGAAAUUCAAAGUUUACAUACAUUCAAAAGAAUCUCAUGCAGUCAUUUAAUUCAACUAAUGUUAUGGAUCCAGUAAACGUCUUAGCUAAUGUACUUACUUGGGCUAGUGAUGAAUUAUUAUUUCCACAUAAAAAUGGAAUGGCUGGAAAAAUAUUGCGGGCCAUGCGAACCUCACAGAUAGUGCUGGUUGAUAAUGCUCCUAAAGGAACACAAUUAAAAAUGAUGGUACUACUGGAGGGUAAACAAAAACUAUAUUUUAAACCUAAAAGAUAUCAACUUGGCGACAUUAUAAAUGGAAAUAUAUAUGCAGGUUUUGAUCGCCACAAUUCUGAGGUAUUUGCCUAUUACCUUGCUAUGGUAUUGAAUUUUACAUGGAUAACACCCUCAGUUAUAAGAAGGAUCCAUAUAAAUAAUGAUAUUUUACCUGUAGCAACUGAAGGAUUGAAGAAAACCAUGGUGAAAAAUGAAAGUGGGUCAAUGUGUAUCUAUGGGAAAUGUUAUUACUGUAAAGUGAAUGAAACAGUUUGCCCUGACUCUAGAGGGGAAAUAGAAGGUGCUGCUAUAUUAUAUUUAGACAAACAAUUUAAGAUAUAUAAAUCACCAUGGAGAAGAUCAUAUACUAGUAGGAAAAUGGAAUGGGAGAAGGACAAUAAUUUUUGUAAAAAAAUCAUCAGUACAUAUAGCUCAAAACGACUAUUAAACUUGAUAGAUGUAGCGAUAUUUGAUUUCCUAAUACAAAAUGGAGACCGACAUAGAUAUGAGGUCUAUAAAGACAGAAUUUUACUUUUAGAUAAUGGGAAAGGCCUGGGUAAUCCGAAUGUUGAUGAAUUGGAUAUAUUAGCUCCACUUUAUCAAUGUUGCAUGUUAUCCUCAUCUACAUGGCAGCAUCUAGAAAUGUUGUCAGGUGGGAGUCUCACAGAGACUGUAAAAUUGUUGUCUGCCUUUCAAGAUGAGAAGUUGGCUACAGAGGAUCACUACAAAGCAGUUGAAAGAAGAUUGUUAAAAGUUUAUGCUACUGUCCAAUAUUGCAUAGGGAAAUACAGCAGUGCCAAGGUAUCUUCGAUGAAGUUGUAUUCACGUGCCAUCGAUGUUGGCAACGAAUUAACACUGCCGGACGGGCUAUUGGAGCUAUCAACGAAGAUGAUGAUAUCACAGUUCCACCCGCUAUGCCAGAUAUUCAACGAAAUCUCGCAAGACCAUCUAAUACAGCGAGAUUGUUUAAACAUGUCACGAAUUCGAAUACCCAAUAGCAUAAAAGCUCACAUGUUAUUUUAUUACAAUUUCUACAUACCUACAAGUGCUCGUGUUUGUAAUGAACACAAUGGUUCACGAUUGGGACCAGUUGCUAACCGGCAAUGUUUACCGAUCAUAUAGAUGGUCUUGAUCAAAAUCAUGAGAAAUCUAUGUAUUGGAUAUCAUUUCAAUUUAUAGAACAGCUUUAGAGAAUCCAUCAACAACAUUCGAUUUUGAUUUGCAAACAGAAAAUGAGUUGCGACAUUGGACAGGACUCACGAUCGCUGAAUUCAAUUUGCUUCUGAAACAAACACCAUCACUACGACAGCAGUCGAACGCACCGAAUACGGUUCUAGGUGGAUACCUUAUGAAACUUCGGACAGGCGAACCUAAUGUACGCCUAGCAUCACUGCUAAACUUUAACAGCCGGGACCCAUUAGAUAUUCAAGAAUACAUAAUAUUUUUCAAUAAUGGGUCCCGACUGUUAAAGUAGCUUUGUUCCUUAUUAACAGAAUUAUAGACUACUGGACUUGUUUUUUUCUUUUCAGUUUUUAUUUGAAGUAUAAUUAAGCAGUCGGGUUUUUUGAUUUUUUAAAUUUACCUUUUUUAUUUCACACUUUUAGUUAGUAUUUUAAGACAGUUAAUACCGUAGUCUUAUUACUUCAGGGUUUUAAUAUCGCGGGAAUUAUUAAGUACCUUGCGGUGGUAUAAAAGAUUGAUUUAUUAAGACAUAAAGAGACUUUACCAGCGGGGUCAAGGCUACAGAUGGGCCUCAAUUUUCGCAAAAAUGUGUGAAGUUAAAUCAAUACGUUACAUAAAUAUCUAAUGUAUGUAAAUUUUAUAGUAAACUACCACUUAUUCAAUAAUUUGUUAAUACAAAAUGUACAUUUUGGAAAUAGAUAUCAAAUAAUAUUUUAGUUUUGAUUCACAAUUUUAGCGGUAAUGGCUUACACAUUAAAAAU
This is a messenger RNA of Chilo suppressalis (striped riceborer), 2769 nucleotides long. NCBI's taxonomy places the organism in Eukaryota, Metazoa, Arthropoda, Insecta, Lepidoptera, Crambidae. The record is from the annotation of a GenBank genome assembly.